Messenger RNA from Serpula lacrymans var. lacrymans S7.9, 1162 nucleotides. RefSeq lists its product as uncharacterized. Lineage: Eukaryota; Fungi; Basidiomycota; Agaricomycetes; Boletales; Serpulaceae. Bases 269 to 1162 code for a protein of 297 amino acids. The record is from RefSeq and is a predicted model, not a curated record. The transcript has 17 exons.
AUCACUUUCUCGGCAACGAUAUCCGUUGUCUACAAGCAGACAAUUGCUGAUAAUUUGCUGUUUAUCAUGUUGAUGAUGCGAGACACCGAUGAAGGCCGUGUCUGGGCAGAUUUUUAUGGUUGAUGCUGUGAACAGCAAAAGAUUUCAUUGGAACUUCAGUGGCUAGCUGUAUUCAUAUAUACAGUAGUGUCUUCAUCGAUGCUUUGUCUCUGUUACAUUAGUUACUGCCACUCGUCCUUUCGAGUCCAAACAGCUGUAAUUCCCUACCAUGGCAGACUUAGCAGAACUGAUUAUGCGGGGACCUCAAUUAGGUACCAUGUUUGCUAUGGUGCUAUAUGGUAUCACAUGCAUGCAGACCUUUCUAUAUUACCGGAAUUACCCCGAGGACAGAUGGGGCGUUAAGUUGACUGUUGCUGUUGUUUGGAUACUGGAAAGUGCUCACUCAGGAAUGGCGGUCGCUUCCAUGGAUUAUUAUCUCAUCGUAAAUUUCUCGGAUAGUGAUGUCAUACUGUCUAUUAGCCACCUUAUGUCGGUGACAUACAUUAUCGGGUUUUUGAAUAUCUUUGUUGUAAACCUGUACUACGCUUGGCGAAUAUGGACCCUUAGUAUGAAGCUGUAUAUCCCAAUAUUAUUGGUCAUUUUAGCUAUGAUUCGUUAUAGUCUGACCUUGGCAGUUUGUGCAUAUAGCAUAAUAUAUAGACAGUCUUGGCUGACUUUCAGGGAGCAUGCCGGUUCAUAUGUCUAUGGAUGCUUUGCAAUGGGCAUUGUAUCUGAUACGGCAAGUGCGGCAAUCCUAGCUUAUUUCCUGCACAUGCAAUGUCCGACUUCAAGCCUUAAAAGGACCAGACGCCUUAUCGACCAGUUGCUUUUUUAUGCCAUUGGUGCUGGUGUGGCAGCAGUCUUAUUUGACAUCUUAGAGAUGAUAGUGGCAUGGCUCGAUGGAAACUCAUCUAAGGCCGCUAGUACUGAUCCGUUUGGUAACUCGAGUUAUGAGACUAAUAUGUCGAACAGCUUGAAUGUAAGACAUCACCAGGUCAAAACAGUGACACAAGGCCCUUUGGUGGACCAUUUUAGCAGCGUGUUGGCUGUCGAUCCCAUCCUUUCUUCCGAGCAAUCUUCCGGGCCUAACUUUGCGCUAAAGGCUACUGAACUGCGUAUUUGA